CGUUUUACGGCAAGCAUGUCUGCUCCUUUGAAAGCUUGUUGUUAGCUGGAUAAAUAUUUACACAAUUUCACGCUCUGCUUAAAUAUCCAAGCUUGAGCAAAACAUUUUCACCUUUAGGUUUUUAUUCCGGAGAUAUGGAUGUUGGGGAGCUCCUUAACUAUCAGCCUGACAGAGGAGCAAAGCGUCCCAGGGACGGGGAUGGCGGAUCAGCAGGAGGAGAUGAAGACUCCAGGGGAGGGAAGCAGCAGAAGGGGCUGAGUGCCAGGGAGUUGGCCAGAUACCGGGAAGCAGCAGCUGCAGCCGGAGUAGGGAUUGAUGUUGGGGGUGAAAUGAGGGACACUGAGGAGCUGUCUGGGGACAAGAAAAAGAUCCUGGAGAAACUAAUGGACCAGGAUGAAGAGGAACCUGAGGCAGAGCCGGUGGACGAGAGUUCAGUGAAGAAAAUGAUCCUAACCUUUGAGAAACGGUCGUAUAAAAAUCAGGAGCUGAGGAUUAAGUUUCCAGACAGCCCAGAGAAGUUCAUGGAGUCUGAGCUGGAUCUGAACGACAUCAUCCAGGAGAUGCAUGUGAUCGCCACAAUGCCCGACCUGUACCACCUGCUGGUGGAGCUCAACGCUGUCCACUCCCUGCUGGGCCUCCUCAGUCAUGAGAACACUGAUGUUGCCAUAGCAGUGGUGGACCUGCUGCAGGAGCUGACAGAUAUCGACACACUCCAUGAAAGCGAGGAGGGGGCCGAGGUACUCAUAGACGCUCUGUUGGAGGGUCAGGUGGUGGCCCUGCUGGUGCAGAACAUGGACCGGCUGGAUGAGCAGGUGAAGGAGGAGGCUGAUGGCAUUUUUAACACACUGGCUAUCAUCGAAAAUAUGGCAGAGUUCAGACCAGGCCUGUGCACAGAGGCUGCCCAGCAAGGACUCAUGCAGUGGCUGCUCAAGAGAAUCAAGGCAAAGAUGCCUUUUGAUGCUAACAAGCUGUACUGCAGUGAAAUCCUGGCUAUCUUGCUGCAAAACAAUGACAAUACCAGAGAACUGUUGGGAGAGAUGGAUGGCAUUGAUGUGUUACUGCAGCAACUAUCUGUAUUCAAACGUCACAACCCGUCCACAGCCGAGGAGCAGGAGAUGAUGGAGAACCUCUUCGAUGCUCUGUGUUCCUGCCUCAUGCUGCCAGCCAACCGGGACCGCUUCCUCAGAGGGGAGGGGCUCCAGCUGAUGAAUCUCAUGCUCAGGGAAAAGAAAAUGUCCCGGACGAGUGCUAUGAAGGUCCUGGACCACGGGAUGAUUGGACCGGAGGGAGCAGAUAACUGCCAUAAAUUUGUGGACAUCCUGGGCCUCCGGACCAUCUUUCCACUUUUCAUGAAAACCCCCAAGAAGAUGAAGAAAACUGGUGCUUCAGAGAAAGAGCAUGAAGAACACGUCUCCUCCAUCAUCGCCUCCAUGCUGAGAAAUCUCAAGUCCCAACAGAGAAGCAGACUGUUCACCAAAUUUACAGAGAACGACUGUGAGAAGGUUGAUCGGCUGAUGGAGUUGCAUUUUAAGUACCUGGAGGCUGUUCAACAGGCUGACAAGAGGAUCGAAGGAGAGAAACAUGAGAUGGUUCGGAGGGGGGAGAUCCUGGAUGACGGUAUGGAGGACGAGUUCUACCUCCGCCGCCUGGACGCUGGACUCUUUGUCCUUCAGUUGAUCUGCUACAUUAUGGUGGAGAUCAGCAACUCAGGAAUAUCUCAGCUUCAGCAGAGGGUCCAUCAAAUUCUCAACCUGAGAGGAGGCUCCGUCAAAGUAGUGCGUCACAUCAUGAGAGAGUAUGCUGAGAGCAUCGGAGACGGGAAGAGUGAAGAGUUCAAAGAGGCCGAGAGGAAGAGGAUCAUGGACCUGGUUGAGAACUUCUAAAAAUGUGUUCUUCUGCUCUAAUACACAAAGAAUAUGUUCUUACAUGUGGGAACAUCAAGGUCACAUCCACCAAGAGCCUGUAACAUAAUAAAGUCAGUGAGCAUGUUUACAUCUACAGGAACACUGUGGUUACUAGUUUGAAUUUACAAAUUCUUUAGUUACAAAAACAUUGAAAAACCUGAUUUACUUUGUCUAAAUCGAUGAAUCUAUCAUCUAAAAAGCAGAAUCUGAAUGUGCAGGAGGGGUUCAGUGAUUGCUGUGCAUGUAAACUUGCUCACUGUAGAAUCAGUCAGAGUCUAGUUUGGAGAGCUGAGGAUUGUAGCUCGACUGAAACAGAGAAAAUUAGAUAUCUCCAGAGCGACUGUGGAUAAUUACAGACAGACUUUGCAGACAUCUGCAAACUUAAUGUCCCUCCCUGGGCUCUGCCGCUUUACCUGCUUUGUUUGUUUUGGAUUUGAGUGUAAAAUAUUUUCUAAUAAAACAUUUGGUAAUAAAAAUCUGA
Labrus bergylta (ballan wrasse) is the source of this 2385-nucleotide messenger RNA. RefSeq names its product catenin, beta like 1 (gene ctnnbl1). Gene Ontology annotation, cellular component: spliceosomal complex. The record is from RefSeq and is a predicted model, not a curated record. NCBI's taxonomy places the organism in Eukaryota, Metazoa, Chordata, Actinopteri, Labriformes, Labridae.